AUGUCGACGACGACAUGCCUGACUUGUAAAAGGCAGCACCUCAAAUGCACGUGGAGCGGUGAUGACGCCGGUCCGUCAUCUGGUCGGCCGGACGCCUCGUGUAUUCGAUGCAGAGCGACUGGCAAGGCGUGCAUACCCGCCCCCGCCAUCCGGUUCAAGCACUCUACCGAGACGCCAAGCACGACGGAGCAGACCUGGGUGCGAUACCCACGGCGAUUGCAUUUCGUCGAUGAAACACAGGAACUUGAGGCUCUCUACUGGUCUGAACACGGCAGCCCGCCGCCGCCGCCGCCGCCGCUGUCAUCGGCGGAGACGACGCCUCUUGGUCCACCCGCGGUGGGACGACAGUCCGAUGAUGACCUGGCUCCGAUCAUCGUCGAUGCCAAUAGCCGAGAUUAUCGUGAGGCCCAGGCCGUGAUGCCGACGAGCCCCUACGGCCAACCCGCAUCAGCACCAGCAUCCGCAUCCGCAUCGACACCCGUGGUGAGCUCGAGAGGGGUGGUGCAGACACCAAUAUCGCUGUCCUCCUCAUCCGUCUACAGCUCGUUGCCGGUCGGUUCGACUCUAGGGUUGGCCAACUUUGAGCAAUGUGACGAUGUCGUCUUCCCCUUUACCCAACCGCACGAGGUCCGGUUGAUGAAGUAUUAUCUCGAGUACAUGUGCACCUGGUUCGACCUCUGUGAUGCCCGACGACACUUCGCCAUCGUCGUGCCCCGGCGGGCAAUAACGUGCCCGACGCUGCUUAACGCCAUCUUCGCCCUCUCGUCUCGUCACCUCAGCCUGAACGGGCACUUCGACCCCUAUGCCUCGGACCGCUACCACCAGGAGUGCCUCAAGCACCUGACGGCCAUCUCCAACGACUCGUCCGCCCUGACCAACGACGACCUCCUCGCCGCCACCAUCCUGCUGCGCACCCUUGAGGAGCUCGACGUGCCCCUGAUCGGGACCGACCAUGAGGGUCACCUGCUCGGCAUCCAGCUCUUCAUGAACACCCAGAACGCCUCGUCCACGGCCCCGAGCCCCCUGCGACAGGCCUCUUUCUGGGUCGGGCUGCGCCAGGAGAUCACCAUGGCCUUCGCGACCCAGCGGCCCAUCAAGGUCAAGCUCGACCACCUCUUCAUCGACAGGUCCUUCUCGCCGGCCGACGACGACUGCUGGGCCAACCGCAUCGUCGUCCACUGCGCCGAGGUCGUCCAGUUCUGCUUCGGCGACGUCGCCAGCAGGAAGGCCGAGUACGAGCGCCUGGUCGAGUACGACUACCGCUGGCUGAGGGCGCGGCCGCUCUCCUGGUUGCCCAUCGCCUACUCCGAGCCGGACCCGGCGUUGGACGCGGUGUUCCCGCAGAUCUUUUACAUCAACCACGCCGUUGUCAUCGGAAACGUACACGCAGCUCUCGCACGAGCACUACUGAUGUGCCACGACGAGAGUAUCCCGAAAAUUGGCCCCAGCCGAAUCAUGGCCAGGAAGAAGCUGGACGACGACAUCCGCACGCAGAUCCGCGAGCUGUGCGGCACCGCCCUCUCUAACAAGUCCACCAUCCCCGCCAUGAUCACGGCGUGCAUGGGCGUCACGGCGUGCGGCGACAGGUUCACCGACUUCGCGGAGCAGAGGGCCCUACUCGACGUCCUCGUGAAGACGGACGUCGAGCACAGCUGGCCGACCGCCUCGGCGCAGUCCCACCUGAAGCGGGCGUGGGGGUGGGAAGACGAUUAG
This is a messenger RNA of Colletotrichum destructivum, 1713 nucleotides long. RefSeq names its product Putative fungal transcription factor, zn(2)-C6 fungal-type DNA-binding domain superfamily. The record is from RefSeq and is a predicted model, not a curated record. The coding region runs from base 1 to 1713 and encodes 570 amino acids. Gene Ontology annotation, molecular function: transcription cis-regulatory region binding; zinc ion binding; DNA-binding transcription factor activity, RNA polymerase II-specific. Lineage: Eukaryota; Fungi; Ascomycota; Sordariomycetes; Glomerellales; Glomerellaceae. Gene Ontology annotation, biological process: positive regulation of transcription by RNA polymerase II. Gene Ontology annotation, cellular component: nucleus. The transcript has 7 exons.